CCAUGAGAGACGCUGGAUGGCAAAUUCGUAAAUAUAUCUCGUAAACUAAAACCCUACACCACCACCAACCCCUCGCUCUCCCACUCAUCUCGUCGGCGGCGGCGGCGGAGCGGAGGAGCACGGCGAGCUAGCUGCUCUACCUUGGAAUGGCGACUGUUCCAGUUAACCCAAAACCUUUCUUGAACAACCUGACAGGGAAGCCUGUCAUUGUCAAACUUAAGUGGGGUAUGGAAUACAAAGGAUACCUUGUUUCUGUGGACUCUUAUAUGAAUCUGCAGCUGGCUAAUACAGAGGAGUAUAUUGAUGGACAAUUCUCUGGAAACCUGGGAGAGAUACUGAUUAGGUGCAACAAUGUUCUGUAUCUCCGAGGCGUUCCAGAGGAUGCCGAGAUAGAGGAUGCAGAAUGAGAUAACCUGGACCUAUGCGCAGAUCGAUUUGUGUAAUAUGCAGCUGACAUGAACAAUUUAAGUGUCAUGUAAAAUUGAUGCACAGAUUCCUUGUUGACCUGGAUCUUAACUAUGGUCAUGAUAUGGUUAUAUUAGGCAUUGAAACUGAUUUCAUAUUGACUAGUGUCAUUGCUCAAAUGUGUGAGAGAUCAUAUUUCGUGAGAUAAUAUACCAUUUGCCUGUCGAGAUGGAUGACGAACUGAACAUAAUAAUCGUUAGCCAAAUCAGAUGAAGUUUAUGUAAAUUUAGCAUCCUGAAAGAAUGUUUGCAAAUUGACAAGAUUUCUUCGU
Oryza sativa Japonica Group (Japanese rice) is the source of this 736-nucleotide messenger RNA. Its product is annotated as probable small nuclear ribonucleoprotein F. NCBI's taxonomy places the organism in Eukaryota, Viridiplantae, Streptophyta, Magnoliopsida, Poales, Poaceae. Gene Ontology annotation, molecular function: RNA binding. Gene Ontology annotation, cellular component: catalytic step 2 spliceosome; pICln-Sm protein complex; U1 snRNP. Gene Ontology annotation, biological process: mRNA splicing, via spliceosome; spliceosomal snRNP assembly. The record is from RefSeq and is a predicted model, not a curated record.